GUGUCUCGCACCUUGCGAGACCAAGCGAGACUGAGAAACUCAGGUGUGCAAAAUUGCUUUCUUCUGUCUGCUUGGCCGCUCAUGAUGGGCGUGACAGUGGAAACAAUUAAGGAAGGAGACGGUCAAACAUACCCGAAGCCUGGACAGUAUGUGACUCUCCAUUAUGUAGGUACACUGUUCACAGAGAAUGGUAAGAAGGUAGAUUCCUCUCGAGACAGGGGUGUUCCAUUCACAUUCCAACUUGGUAAGGGAGAGGUGAUCAAAGGAUGGGAGGAAGGUGUGAAAAGAAUGAGUAUGGGAGAGCGGGCGCGAGUCACAUGUCCUCCCAAGUUGGCCUAUGGGCAUAGAGGGCAUCCUGGAUUGAUACCCUCCAAUGCCACACUAGUGUUCGACAUCGAACUGCUGAAGCUGAGCUGAAGAUGUCACCAACAUCUCUCUAGCCGUCUCUUCAUCAUCUGGAGAGGGCUUCAGGGGAGAAAACUCCAGUACCAUGGAUUCUGAAGAUGACUACAAUUGACUGGACAUUUUAUGAAAUUAUAAUUACAUGUGCCAGUGUAGAUUUUGUACAUACGCAACCCAUGUAUUGUCAGGUGUACAUGCUUCGUCAUACUUUGUUGGGCGAGCCCAGUUAUAUAGUACCUUGCGCGACUAUGUAGUAGCACUGGUGCUAACCCUGCUGCCUUGUGCAGGCUGUCAAACACUUUGCUUAUCAGUUGUCCUCGACAAUGCUUUUGUAUAAUUUCUACAUUUAUUCUGUUAUAUGCUUAUUGAGAAUUCUUUCUCAGCUGUCAUAUUUAUUGAUUAGAGGUAUCUGUAGAUUUCCAAAGAGGCCCGAGAACCAUUACUUUGAGGAGAAUUGAUAGGUCAUUUAGUCCAAACUCUGUUCCUUGAAUGCAUAGAUAUCAUACAUGAAUCUCUCAUUAUGUACAUUUGUGUCAUGUUUGUAUCCUUUUAUUUGGAAUUACACAGCCAGGGAAGAGAGUUUUUGUGCUGUUGAUGAAAUAUGGAGUUUUCUGGAGAUGGACAUGCAAAUCUUCCCUGGUUACAUAAUAUCUACUUGUUAGUGAUGGAUGAUGAUGAAGAUCAUUAUUGAUAUGAUCAGUAAUGCUCUGUAACAGGUAACAGGUGUUACAUGCUUUCGGAGAAAGUCUUGUUUGUAAAUACAUGUGUAACAUUGACAAGCCAGAGAAAGUUGCCGCCAUUGUUAAAAAACAAAGCGUUUUCCAAACUUUGUGAAGUGAUUAUACAUAUUUGUCAUUUGGUGUUGAAAUAUUCUCCAUGUGUGAUUUAUGUUAAUGUGAUGCUAAAUAAGUAAGUAAUAUGUAUGGUAGAGCUGAAGAUAAAGGCGGAAAAGUGUGAUAAUAUGUUGUGACAGUGUCAGCACUGAAUGGUCCUGUGGACGGAUUUGUCAGUAAAAUGCAUUUAUUACAGAUUUAUGAAACAUCAACUUUAUUUUCACAAUUGUUUAAUCAAACUGGGUUUUGAGGAUACUUUGAGGCAGAAGUGGUACUGCUAGAUAAUUCUGAUUGUACUGUUCCUCUACUACUUACCUGCAAUGCCAUCAAUGCACUUUGUGUCAAACUGAAAGUAAAGAACCCUUUUCAUGGCUUGACAUUUACUGGAAGCUGGCCAGCUUACAACACUUUUCUCUGUUCUUUUAACCUGUUUUUAAUGUGUGCAAUUGUCAGAUGUAAUCUUGAUUCAUAGUCAUUUCUCAUGUUUUUAUUCUCAUUUCAAUGCUUUGAAACAUUUCUCUAAUAUGUAUUUCUUUCUUGACUUUGUAGUGAUUUCCUACUUUCCUAUAACCCAGAGUUAUCCCCCUUUCUUAUGGGGGAAAUUCAAAAGUUUAAUGUUGGAUUAAGAGUAGUUCCUUAUGUUAUAAGAUACACACACCCCACUUGGAAAAUGUUAAAACUCUGAUAUUCUAUUUAUUUAAGUAACUUUAAACUUACAUUGAUAAACAUUUCGUCUCGUAAGAUCUGCAGGAUGUUAUGGUGAAUGAGACGUAAAGCGGUGGUUUCAAGAAAGUAUGUCAAGUGAACUGAUUUUUCACUGAGCUGCUUUUAAUACCGGAAUGCCAUUCAUGUUCAGGGUGAAAAUACCCAAUUAGAGCUGUUAUUUAUUGAAAAGUUGACUCUGUCAGAGGGACAACUUGCAGACUUGCUUGUUACACCACUCCCACCACCAAAACAUAAGGAAUCAACAUUUAUAUCCAAUGUAAAACUUAUGAAGUGGCUACCUGCAGCAAUCAUACAAAUCCCCUCCCCAUAUUAAGGUCUUGCAGUAGCUGCCAAAAGUCAGUCAAUUCCUAUUUUCGAAUUUUCCUUCACUGAUUUGAUCACUUUGAGUUCUUAUAUAUGAUAUAGUUCAAGUGAUUGCAUUGGUGUAUUUUAACUGAUUCACAAACUACCAAUUUCUUUCUGUUUACAUGUGAUAAGCUUGGAUACCAGUCAGAUGCAAGCAAUACCAUGAUAUUUACAGAACAAAAUUACACACCACUUGUUGAUUUUAUUUUGUUAACACAACUAAGUACAUGUUUUGUUACUGAAGAAGGCUUGUUAUAGAGUUGAUAUCCAAAGGAUAAUUGUGCUAGAAAAGUUUCUGUAGGUAAUUAUGACAUUGCGAUGAAGUGGACGAGUCAGUGAUGAAGGCUGUAUAGUCCUAUGUACCUGUGAUGCGAAUGAUGGCGGUGUUAUUAUGCCUUGAGAUACCACCUAGCUUUGUGAAAGUCUAGGCUACAGAGUCUGGUAUAUUUGUACAAUAUUAAGCUGUGCACGCAGUACAGCAAUGAUGAUGCUAUCACAGUAUGUGCUUGGAGGCCAUACCAAGGAUAUAAUUAUAGAAUUUUAUAUAGCAUCAAUGAUUGCAUUAAAAACCUUUAUCUGCUA
Messenger RNA from Haliotis rufescens (red abalone), 2888 nucleotides. Its product is annotated as peptidyl-prolyl cis-trans isomerase FKBP1A-like. The transcript is spliced from 6 exons. Gene Ontology annotation, molecular function: peptidyl-prolyl cis-trans isomerase activity. The record is from RefSeq and is a predicted model, not a curated record. NCBI's taxonomy places the organism in Eukaryota, Metazoa, Mollusca, Gastropoda, Lepetellida, Haliotidae. The coding region runs from base 82 to 417 and encodes 111 amino acids.